AUGGCUCGUGAAGGCACCCGCUCGCAAACCGGCCACUCCAAGCCGCGCAUCUUCGAGACAGUAGACACUGCGCCCGUCACCCAGCGCAAGAAGACUACCACCAAACCAGCUGUCAAGAAGGCUCCUGCCGCGCCUGCUGUCAAGGGAGCCAAGCCCACCGGUGUCACAAAGAAGAAGACAGCCCCUAAGAAGGACGGCCCUGUUGCCAAGGCUAAGACUGCUGUGAACAAGGUCGAGAAGAAGGUUGAGGAGGUUGUGAAGCCAAAGAAGGCCACCACUACCAAGACGGCCAAGCCCAAGACUGUCGCCAAGUGA
Molecule: messenger RNA, 315 nt
Organism: Verticillium nonalfalfae
Lineage: Eukaryota; Fungi; Ascomycota; Sordariomycetes; Glomerellales; Plectosphaerellaceae
Exons: 3
Coding region: 1-315 (104 amino acids)
Source: RefSeq, a predicted model, not a curated record